CAGUGCUCCCGCCUCGCCUCGCCGUGCCUCGUCCCGCCGCUGCCGCCGGCCCCGGAGCAGUUUCCCGGCUGCACUCGGCCCCCGGAAGGGCGCCGGGCGGCAGCGCACGGAGGAGAGGAAGGGACCGGCUGAGCCGGGAGGGGAGGGGACGGGACGGGAUCGGGGCCAUGAACGGCUCGGCGAACUCGCUGCUGGACAAGGAGGAGCACCCGCUGCAGCUGGGCGAGAGCUUCGAGCGGCGGCCGAAGGCCUCCUUCCACACCAUCCGCUAUGAUUUUAAGCCAGCAUCAAUUGAUACAUCUUGUGAGGGGGACCUCCAAGUGGGUAAAGGAGAUGACGUAACAAUCACUUUGCCACAUAUUCCAGGCUCAACUCCACCAAUGACUGUGUUUAAAGGAAAUAAAAGGCCAUAUCAGAAGGACUGUGUGCUUAUUAUCAAUCAUGACACUGGGGAAUAUAUGCUGGAAAAACUCAGUAGCAGCAUUCAAGUCAAGAAAACAAGAGCAGAGGGUAGCAGUAAGAUCCAAGCCCGAAUAGAACAACAGUCUGCCCGAGCAUCACAGCCUCCAUCACAGUUCAGAGCCCCAACCAAGCCAGCAAUUGGACCUAAAACUUCUCCUUUGAAAGAUAAUCCUUCGCCUGAGCCUCAGCUGGAUGACAUUAAGAGAGAGCUGAGAGCAGAGGUUGAAAUUAUUGAGCAGAUGAGCAGCAGCAGUGGAAGCAGCUCAUCGGAUUCAGAAAGCUCAUCUGGGAGUGAAGAUGAAAGCUCCAGCAGUGAGGGGGAAGAGCCGGCACAUGUUUCCCCUUCCCAGCCACCGCACCAGCAGUAUAACAACAGGAAUGCUGUUGCUAACGGCACCAGCAGGCCACAAGGAAGCAAUCAGCUCAUGAACACUCUCCGAAAUGACUUGCAGUUGAGUGAGUCUGGGAGCGACAGUGAUGACUAGAGGCUGAGCUUUUGCUGUUUCUAUUACAUAUACAUGAAGAACUAAUUUACCUUGAAGUGAUCCUGUUGCUUACGAAGAGGAGCUGGCACAGCAAUAGUUCCAUGUGUGGAAUUUUAAUAGAGGAAACACAUAGCCCUACAAAAUAGCAGAUGUUGAGGGCUGUUUUACUUUGUGAAUUAAGUGUAUAUUUUGUGUAUAUUCUUAUUCUUUUAAAGCUUUAAAUAGAUAUGUACAGUGGGUAAGCCAAUAUGUUCCUAUGUUCCUGUCCAUCAUCUGUAAGUUUAACGUGUAACUUUAUGAUGUCAUCUGAAAAUUUCUUUUUUGUAGAAGAUAUUCAGCCUAUCAUGACUUUGCAGGGGGGACUUUUGUAAAUAGGGUGAGCAUGAGCCAACAAUGAGUGUUUAAAAAAAAAACAAACCACAAACAAAAACACACAAAAGCAAAAACAAACCAUACAGGAGCUAGUGUGUGCACUGAAGUGUGACUGUCAUAAAUUAAGUUUCAAUGAGAAAUUGAUUUCUUUGGUUUGGGACUUUUCUAACGUCUUUUUAUUGGUAUUUAUGGUUGAUUUAAUGGACUUACUUUUAAACAGUUGGAAAAGAGAAAUCAUAAAACCAUGUUCGUCACAAACCUUGCUGCACCAGUGCCUUAUAAGCAGGUUUUUUAAACAGACCUUCAGUUCCUGCCACCUUUCUUAUAGGAAGCAAUACUGAAACCUCUUCAGGUUGCUUUUGCAAAGAGAGCCGUGUUUCACAUGCAGCCAACUGUACUCUGAGGGUAGUUACUCUAGCAAGAUAAAGGGUAGGCAUCAGUCACCUGAGCACAUUCAAAUAGGAACCAGAUCAGCAUUUUCUUGUGCAACUGCAGUGUCUCAUUUAACUCAGACAUUCAGACCUAGUCUUCAGAAAUAUUUAGGAGCCUGAUUACUAGUGUAAUUGCAAUGUCACAAAUACAAGAUAUUGGACUUGUUGAUAUUGGAAAACCAGAGCCCUGUUUGCAGUUUCCUAGAGAAAGCGGAAAGAAGAGAUGACUAAACAAUUGGGAAACAGCAGAAGUCUCUCUCCCACCACAGUUGUCCAGGUAGACUUUAGGCCAUACUGUUUGCUGGAUGGGAUCUCUGUGCUUGACAGGAUUAUACAGAACGUUAAAUAUUUGCCUAGGGUGAAAUUCACCCCUGUUUAAGGGGGUUUAAAGGGUGCUUAUUUGGAUUAUCAUUAACUUUUUUUUGUUUGCAUGGAAAAUGAGUGCCACAGGCAACCUCUUACAGCUUGGACACCAGGCUGACUUUUUAAAAAGGAAAUUUAACUGGCAUAGGACACGUGGCACUGUAGUCUGGUGUAAUCCAGGGGAAUAGGAAGCUGAAUUGGAUGCCUCUCCAGUCUUAAGUGUCUGCUUUGCACUGCUUUUGUCUGUCAGUUCAUUUGUGUUGCAACUCCUGUUUGUUUACUGAGCUCUUUCCUUUUUUUUAAGGUGUUGAAGAGCAAGGGGACAUUUGAAGGGAUAUUUUAUUAAAUGGUUUAUUUUUUUUGCAUUAGAUACAUAUUUAGGCAUAUUUUUGCAUUAUUGUACAUACAUUUAAAAAUACUUGGUUUUUUAAAAGUGUUUUAUGAUGUGGGUGCAUAUUUUAACAGACAAUUAUGAAAUAUACUUGAUGUAAAGCCACAAUUGCUCUCCUUUUUUUCUCUUUUUUUUUUUUUUUUUUUUUUUUAAGCCUGUUCCUCCUCCAACAGUAAAAGUGCUCUGUUCUAACAAGCUUGUACCAAUUUGGGAUUUUACACUGUGGUGCAGGAGAUCUGCAUGGUAGUUGGCAGUCUAAUUAAUGCUAAUACUGCUCCUGACUUUUCCCCAGCUUAAGAUUUAAAUAAACAGGGAGAUAUUUUUCUGAUGUCGUUUCGCCAUUACUGGGGGUUAUUCCUGAGUUCUGUUGACAUUAUUUGCGCUUAAAUGGAAAAGCAGCAGUGCAGCAUUUUCGUUGCUUACCAUUCACUGCUGCUGAUGCAUUCUAAAAUCCAGGACAUGUCAUAGGAAGUUUACUAAUUAUGUGUAAAUAAAAUAUAUGAAACUUAAGAGGGUAAGAUAACACCAGGCUAUAUUGAUUUGAAUCGCGAAUUUAAUUAUGGCUUAGAUCAGCAAGUGGGAAAGCUUCAUUCAGAUAAUCAAUUUCUGCCUUAUUUUGUAUUUGUACGCUAGGUCACGUUUCCCUACUAUCCCUCCCUCAAAGAUUUCUUCCCCUCUCUGUUCAUAAUGAAAUCAAAAUUUUUUCACACAAUUACGUACAGCUUUUAAACCACAUUUGGCCACCCUUCAUGUGCCACCUGAAGAUGUGUCGUAUCGAGGGUGGCCAACCUGUUGUUCGUGAGCUGUUUGGCUGCACAUCCCACGCCCAGGCUACAGCACCUGGCUGCCCACGGGGCUGGUGAGUAACACCGUGGCCCGCAGCCCACUCGUGGGUGUAAGCAGGACAGUCCCUAUGUGCGUGUGACCAGCCCGUCCCCUCCCUGCCACUGUGUCCUGAGCUGCUCCCAGCACCUCCUGCCACAGCAGCUCACUGGGAUCUCCGCCUUUCCCACAGCUCUCACGGGUAUGUGGCACAUGGUUCGUGAGGGUGAACCAUGUGGAGACUUCAGUAGGCGAUUUGUAAGAUCAGAAAGGGUGGCUGCCACUUGUUUUCCUUUUUCUAAAUAUGUGUGUGUGUGUUUAAAGCCGUUGCCGACCUGACAUUUUGAUUGGGACUCUUAAAAAUUUUAUGUUUCGUAUAUUAAAAAAUAGUAAAAGCUGUCUAUCUGUUCCUAUUAGAUGGUUGCUCAUUUGUUCAUGAUUUGUGGCAAGUUUUAUUCAGAUGGAAAUUGGAAUUCAAAUUACUUGCAGAAAAGCAGUUAUUUAGAAUUCUUUUAAUUAGUUGGCAAUAUCUUUAACAUCCUGGAGAAAUAAGUUGACUAAAAUAUGUUUUGAUUAAACCUAGUAAUGAAACAAAGUAUUCCUGAUUAUUCUUGGUAGGUUCUAAUCCUGCAGGAUUUUAGCACUAGCAGGCCUUACCACCUUACGCUACUUUUUCCACACAAAGUAGGAACAUCUUUUCUGUGCCAGUUAGUUUAAAUGUGAAUUAACAGUGUGCAUGGAAUGCAAUCAUCUGAAUGAACUGAAACUAAGUUUCACGGGAGAGCUGCCUGUUGGCUGUGGAGAGUUAGCAGUUCAAGACAGCUUUGGUUUCUGAUGGUUUCUUCUGUCCAGGGACUUCAUCCAUUUCAGUGGUUUGACUUUGCUUAAAACUUCAGCAGCAAACAUGGCCUGUUUAUGACUUCUCCCAUAAUUAGAAUUGCUCUAGAAGUAAUAGUCAAUAAUGAUUUAAAUUGAUUCAAUUAAAUUGUCAUAAUUCCAACUAUAGUUACUAAUUCUUUUAAAUAAAAAGGUUUUGUUUCAAAAA
Messenger RNA from Phalacrocorax carbo (great cormorant), 4371 nucleotides. Lineage: Eukaryota; Metazoa; Chordata; Aves; Suliformes; Phalacrocoracidae. The record is from RefSeq and is a predicted model, not a curated record.